Molecule: messenger RNA, 1236 nt
Organism: Helianthus annuus (common sunflower)
Lineage: Eukaryota; Viridiplantae; Streptophyta; Magnoliopsida; Asterales; Asteraceae
Product: protein PHLOEM PROTEIN 2-LIKE A10
Exons: 2
Coding region: 253-1050 (265 amino acids)
Source: RefSeq, a predicted model, not a curated record
UUGUACUUGUAUAAACUAUAAAGAAAGAAGAUGGAUGUUGUCAACUUGUCAUCAAACACCCCCUCCAGAUUCCAUUGACUCUAAUAAAUCCUAUACAAAUGGAAGAAGAUUCAGUGAAAAAUUACUGCAAUAACAUAUCUUCCACAACCUAAUGUCUAGUACCCUCCAUCAAUUAUCAGCCAUUUGACUCCAAGUAUCAACAAAAAGUCAAGUUAUUGACUGCAAUGCAUGUGUUAGCUUCAGUUUCUUAAAAUGGAACUGUUAACAAAAAGCUUUGAAUUUACACCCCGAAAGAAGAAAUGGUUGAUUUUACUUGCUAUUUGUGGUUUUUCUACAUAUGGGAUUUAUAACUUGCCCUCUGUUUCAAGAAAAAGAAAGAGAUUGGUUAAACUAUUUGCAGGCCUAAUUGCAAUUGUGGAUAUAUUAUCUGAUUCUUCAGAGAUCCUGGUUGUGGUUUCUAGAGACUUGAAGGAGUUUCUAGCAUCAGAUUGCAACAAGAUUCCCAAUAGUCUUAACCAAUUGUCGAAAAUCGCGGUCUCAGACGAGUUUUCCAAGUCAUUAACUGGUGUCUUUGAGGCUGCAACACUUGGAGUUGUUCAGGGUUGUUAUGAGGAACAGAAAGGUGAGAAUUCGAAUGCGAGUUUUAAACAGCGUGUGAUUGAUAGACUGAUGUCUGAAUCUGGAACCGGAUUCGUUUCUCUUGUUGUUGGCAGCAUUGCUCGAAAUCUAGUGUUGGGGUUGGGGCUUGACUCGAUUGGAAGUUAUGAGUCCGGUUUGAAGUUGAAUUUGUCAACUGAUUUGCCUGAGUUGGUUGAUGUUUUAUGUACAGAUAAGUCGAAAAUGAUGGUGGGUGAUUUGAUUAAGACAGUUGUGAGCACCGCGGUUGCUGUGUAUCUUGAUAGACCGACAAGUGUGAAUGUUUAUGAUGGAAUGUUUUCUAGGAUAACUGAUCCUAAUCAUCAAAAACAUGUUAAGGAUAUUGUGGUGUAUGUUUUCAAAGGAGCUGUUGAAACUUUGGUCAAAACUUCUCAUCAGGUUCUAACAUCAUGAUUGUUGUAUUGAUAUGUCUAAUAUACACACACACAUAUCAGAUGUCAGAUUUUGAAUGUUGAUUCAUGUAUACAUAUUGUGAUCCAUGUAGUUACCAUACAUGUUAAUCAGAUUUUGAUCCACAGUCAGAACUAGUUUAAUGUUUAUAUGGCAUAUGAGUAUAUGGAUCUUGUUUACUAUGUGUUA